AUGGUUCUUGUUAUUAGGUGGCUUCAUAAUUGCCAAGAGGUGGGCACUCCAGGUGGUGUCGUUGAUUGGGGAAUAGCCCUGAUGGUCGACCUCUUUGAGGAUAAAAAGGCUAGGAGGAGUAGAAGAAGCCCUCGAAUGUUUGUUAAAGGGCUCGCCUUCCUUAGUUACAAAGGGCUCUAUGAAGGUGUUGGAUCAUCUGAUGAAGAUUAUAGUGGGGGUGAGAGUGAGGCUCCUGAAUGUUCCCGGAUGCCACCCGUGGACUGUGAGCUUAAGGACAAACUCUUCCGUAAAUAUGGUGGUUAUGUUAGCACCUUGAAGCAUGAGUUUUCUAAGAAGAAGAAAAAAGGGAAAACUACCGAAAGAAGCCAGGCAAAUCUUGUUUGA
Molecule: messenger RNA, 384 nt
Organism: Pistacia vera
Lineage: Eukaryota; Viridiplantae; Streptophyta; Magnoliopsida; Sapindales; Anacardiaceae
Product: homeobox protein knotted-1-like 6
Exons: 2
Coding region: 1-384 (127 amino acids)
Molecular function (GO): DNA binding
Source: RefSeq, a predicted model, not a curated record